AUGGGCAGCCAGGGCCGCUCGGGGGCCCCCGGGAACGGCGGGCCAGGGGAGGGCGAGGGCGGGGAGGCGAGGAAGCUGCAGGAAGGGAGGGUCGCGAGGGGAAAGCGAAGGAAGGGGAAGGGGAAGGGAAAAGCGGGCGCAGGGCAAGGCGGAAGAGGAAGCGGGGCGGAAGGGAAGCCGGGGCCGCGGAGGGCGGCGGAGGCAGCGGGGCCGCGGGCUGAGGCGGGAGCGGGGGCAGGCCCGGCCGAGGGAGCAGAGCGGGGCGGAAGCGUGGAGGAAGGGGCGAGGAGCCUCGUUAAGCGAGACGAGGGGAGAGCGGGGGCGAGGGACAAGGCACAAGGAAGAGACGAUGGGCAGGAGGCAUGGAGGGUCCGGACUGGACGGCGGGAGGACACCAGGCCGGGGAGAGCACAGAGGCGAGGGAGUCAGGCUUGGGGCGGCGUCGCGGGGACAGGGGCGGCCAUGGCGGCAGCAGCUGAGGAGGAGGCAGCGGCUCGCCCGCCCGCCGCGCGCCCGACAGCCGGGUCCGCGCUGUGGCGCCUGCCGGAGGAGCUGCUGCUGCUCAUCUGCUCCUACCUGGACAUGCGGGCCCUCGGCCGCCUGGCCCAGGUGUGCCGCUGGCUGCGGCGCUUCACCAGCUGCGACCUGCUCUGGCGCCGGAUAGCCCGGGCCUCGCUCAACUCCGGCUUCACCCGGCUCGGCACCGACCUGAUGCCCAGUGUCCCAGUGAAGGAGCGGGUGAAGGUGUCUCAGAACUGGAGGCUCGGGCGCUGUCGAGAGGGGAUUCUGCUGAGGUGGAGAUGCAGUCAGAUGCCCUGGAUGCAACUAGAGGAUGAUUCUCUGUAUGUAUCCCAGGCUAAUUUCAUCCUGGCCUACCAGUUCCGCCCAGAUGGUGCCAGCCUGAACCGCCGGCCCCUGGGAGUCUUCGCGGGGCAUGAUGAGGACGUUUGCCACUUUGUGCUAGCCAACUCGCAUAUUAUCAGUGCAGGAGGAGAUGGGAAGAUUGGCAUUCAUAAGACUCACAGCACCUUCACUGUCAAGUACUCGGCUCAUGAACAGGAGGUGAAUUGUGUGGAUUGCAAAGGGGGCAUCAUUGUGAGUGGCUCCAGGGACAGGACGGCCAAGGUAUGGCCUUUGGCCUCAGGCCGGCUGGGGCAGUGCUUACACACCAUCCAGACUGAAGACCGAGUCUGGUCCAUUGCUAUCAGCCCAUUACUCAGCUCUUUUGUGACUGGAACGGCUUGUUGUGGGCACUUCUCACCCCUGAGAAUCUGGGACCUCAACAGUGGGCAGCUGAUGAUGCACCUAGGCAGCGACUUCCCCCCAGGAGCGGGGGUGCUGGACGUCAUGUACGAGUCCCCUUCCACGCUGCUGUCCUGUGGCUAUGAUACCUACGUUCGCUACUGGGACCUCCGCACCAGUGCCCGGAAAUGUGUCAUGGAGUGGGAGGAGCCCCACGACAGCACCCUGUACUGCCUGCAGACGGAUGGCAACCAUCUGCUGGCCACGGGUUCCUCCUACUACGGUGUCGUCCGGCUGUGGGACAGGCGCCAAAGGGCCUGCCUGCAUGCCUUCCCGCUAACAUCGACUCCGCUGAGCAGUCCUGUGUACUGCCUGCGUUUCACCACCACACAUCUCUACGCUGCACUGUCUUAUAACCUCCAUGUCCUGGACUUUCAAAAUCCGUGACAGUC
Molecule: messenger RNA, 1694 nt
Organism: Lepus europaeus (European hare)
Lineage: Eukaryota; Metazoa; Chordata; Mammalia; Lagomorpha; Leporidae
Gene: FBXW4
Product: F-box and WD repeat domain containing 4
Exons: 9
Coding region: 1-1689 (562 amino acids)
Biological process (GO): SCF-dependent proteasomal ubiquitin-dependent protein catabolic process
Cellular component (GO): SCF ubiquitin ligase complex
Molecular function (GO): protein binding
Source: RefSeq, a predicted model, not a curated record